UUUCACAUUUUACUUGCAUUUAACGAAUUCUACUCAUUUGAUUUUAUUAAGUAAGAGAAAAUAUCUUCUGAAAAAAAUGUUGACAAUACUGGCAUAUAUUGUAGUGAGUUUAUUAUCACUGCUUUUUGUUAUUUACCACUUUCUUGGAAAUAAAGAAUUAUGUCAAAAAAUAUCUCACAUCCCUGGACCAAUAGCAUUCCCACUAAUUGGGAAUGCUUAUCUUUUUAUGGGAAAUACUUCAUAUAUUUUGCAACAAAUUUCUAAACUUUGUAAUACUUAUGCCUCACCAUGCCGGUUCAUAAUUGGUUCUAAAGUAGCGGUCCUCAUUCACGAUCCAGAACACACAAAAGCAGUCUUUCUUAGUCCUAAAGCUGCUGAGAAGAUCGAAUUUUUCGAUUUUAUUAAACCUUGGUUAGGGAAUGGUUUAGUUUCAGCACCAAGGGAAGUUUGGCGUGUUCAUCGAAAAUUGAUUCAACCAGCAUUCGUUCCUGAAAUUAUGCAGUCGUUUGUUACAAUUUUUCAAAAAACUUCCAUAUCAUUAAUAGAUGAAUUAACAGGGAAAGUUAAUUCACUAGAAUUUGAAGUGUAUCCUUACCUUUCCUUCAAUGCCUUCCGUAACAUUUGUGAAAGUUCUUUAGGAAUGUCUGUAAAAACAAAAACCAAAGAGAUUGAACAAUUUUUGGAAGCGUCUGAAAGAGUAAUGGAAGUGGUAACCCAACGUUCGUUUUCUCCUUGGAUUCACUCGGAUAUCAUUUUCAAUGUGACCAACACUUCCAAAGUUUUCUACAACACCGUAAAAUAUUUGAAUAGUUUCACAACUAAUGUCAUUAAAAAGAGAAGAAUUGAUCUAAAAACUGAAUCAUUUCGAAAUCCUGAAGAGGAAAAACAGAAGAAACCUUUCUUGGAUUUAAUUUUAGAAAUGGCGGAUAGUGAAAAUAAAUUUACUGAACAGGAAAUUCGUGAACAAGUGAACACUAUUAUAGAAGGGGGAUACUUUACGGUGUCACGUGUUAAUUCGUUCACGAUGCUUAUGCUAGCUUCUCAUCCCGAAAUACAGGAUAAAGCUUACGAUGAAAUUUAUCAAAUUUAUGGUUCCAAGACUCCGGAAGAAAAUCCUGUGAAAUUUGAAGACUUAAAAAAGUUGGAAUAUCUGGAAAGAGUAAUUAAAGAAACGAUGAGACUUUUCCCUAUGGGACCCAUACUUGGUCGCAAGUUGCAGGAAGAUUUUUCUAUAGGUGGAUACACUUUACCAAAAGAUUGUGGAAUAGUGAUUGCAAUAUUAUCAAUUCACCGCAAUAAAAAAUAUUGGCCAGAACCAUUAAAGUUUGACCCCAAUAGAUUUUCACCUGAAGAAGUUGCGAAACAAACUCCAUAUACAUAUAUGCCUUUUAGUUUCGGCCCAAGAGACUGUAUAGGUCGCACAUAUGCUAUGAUGUCAAUGAAGAUUCUAAUAGCCACAUUGCUUCGAAAAUAUGUUUUAAUAAAGGAUAAUAUCACACCAACCGAAGACAUCAAAAUUAAAGUAGAAUCUGUUCUGCUUUGCCCUGUUGAACCCAUAAGUAUAAGAAUUGAAAGGAGAGUGAAAUAAUCUACUUUCGGAAGCAUUUGUAGUCUAUAUAAAAUGUAAUUAAUGAUUAUUACGUAUUAUACACAGAUAUUUUCCGAAAUACUAUUUUUCCUUUUUAAAAA
Belonocnema kinseyi is the source of this 1689-nucleotide messenger RNA. Its product is annotated as cytochrome P450 4C1-like. The record is from RefSeq and is a predicted model, not a curated record. NCBI's taxonomy places the organism in Eukaryota, Metazoa, Arthropoda, Insecta, Hymenoptera, Cynipidae. Bases 77 to 1588 code for a protein of 503 amino acids. Gene Ontology annotation, molecular function: iron ion binding; monooxygenase activity; heme binding. The transcript has 13 exons.